ACCCCCACCAAAAAAAAAGAAAAUCUCAUUUUCAUCCUCCGUUAGACGAAAGUAUAUUUUAGGAAUCAGUGUGAGAUCGACUGUGCUUCGUAUUCUGCGGAGGACAGAUAGCUUCGAGACAUCAUAUUCUGCAAAAAGCUUCAUCGAGGAACGUGAAACUGAGAAAGAGAUUGUAAUCUGGUUUCCAAACCAAAACAAUCCCACAGAAGAUGAAGGGUGUGAGGCUGUGAGCUAUUCUGAAAUUGGAUUAAUUGUUCUACGCUCCUUAACACAAAGUAGAGAGAGAGAUGGAAGGGAUUGGGCACAGGAUGGUAAGAGUGAAUGGAAUAGAGAUGCAUAUAGCCGAGAAAGGGGAUGGCCCGGUAGUGCUGCUCCUGCACGGUUUUCCUGAACUCUGGUACUCGUGGAGGCACCAGAUCAUCGCACUCGCCUCCCAUGGCUACCUAGCUGUGGCUCCUGACCUCCGUGGUUUUGGUGAUACCGAUGCCCCACCCUCUCCUAGUAGCUAUACCGCCUUUCAUAUCGUUGGCGACCUCGUUGCCCUGAUCGACUUUCUUGGCCAAGAUCAGGUGUUUGUGGUGGGACAUGACUGGGGAGCAGUGAUGGCUUGGUAUUUCUGCUUGCUUCGACCCGAUCGAGUUAAGGCUCUCGUCAACCUCAGCGUAGCCUUUACUCCUCGAAACCCUUCCGCUAAGCCCCUCGAUCGAAUGCGAGCUGUCCUGGGAGAGGAUUACUAUAUCUGCAGAUUCCAGGAACCUGGAGACAUAGAAGAUGUGUUUACUCGUUUCGGUACUACAAAUGUGCUUAGGAGAAUGCUAGCAGCCCGCCGCCCAUCUCCACUUUAUAUGCCUAAAGGCAAAGAAUUUGGACAUAAACCUUAUCGUCAAAUUUCCUUGCCCUCUUGGUUUUCAGAAGAAGACAUUAAUUACUAUGCUAGCAAAUUCGAUGCAAAAGGCUUCACUGGGGGAUUGAAUUACUAUCGAGUUAUGAAUCUAAACUGGGAGCUAAUGGCACCAUGGACUGGUGUACAAGUAAAGGUGCCAGUCAAGUUUAUGGUAGGUGACCUGGAUUUGACAUACAACACCCCAGGUGCCAAGAAAUACAUACAUGGUGGUGGCUUUAAGAGAGAUGUGCCAUUUCUGCAGGAUUUGGUUGUGAUGGAAGGAGUGGGUCACUUCAUCAAUGAAGAAAGGCCUGAAGAAAUAUCCACUCAUAUUUUGGAUUUCAUUCAGAGAUUUUGAUGUGCUCUGUCAUUCCCUUCUUGUGCUUGUCCAUGAAUAUAUGAACACCUAAAUGUCACUUUUAAGUAAAGUGGGGUGUGAUGAUCUUACUGUUCCUGUGUUUGGCAUUGCUUAUUUGAGCUUGUCACAGGUUCUUGCCUAAAAUAAGCAGUUUAUUUUGUUUUUGGUUCAACUCUGGAACUGUUGCGAUGCAAUUGUGGGAUUUAUGAAAUUUAAGAUUCAAGUAUGGGGUUAAAAGAAGUCAUAGACGAUCUGGGUCAUGGAUAUAGCAGUAUGUGGAUCUGUAUCGGUUUCGACUGAUACUGGUAUUGAGAAUCCAGCCAAUAUUCUAAUAAAGUGACCUUUUGCA
This is a messenger RNA of Macadamia integrifolia, 1590 nucleotides long. Its product is annotated as epoxide hydrolase A-like. Gene Ontology annotation, molecular function: hydrolase activity. The transcript has 4 exons. The record is from RefSeq and is a predicted model, not a curated record. The coding region runs from base 288 to 1241 and encodes 317 amino acids. NCBI's taxonomy places the organism in Eukaryota, Viridiplantae, Streptophyta, Magnoliopsida, Proteales, Proteaceae.